This is a messenger RNA of Symsagittifera roscoffensis, 1254 nucleotides long. RefSeq lists its product as uncharacterized. Lineage: Eukaryota; Metazoa; Xenacoelomorpha; Acoela; Convolutidae. The record is from RefSeq and is a predicted model, not a curated record. The coding region runs from base 94 to 1236 and encodes 380 amino acids. The transcript is spliced from 3 exons.
AAAAAUCAGUCAGCGUACCGACAAUUUUUGUAUUUUUGGUGUAACUAUCAUCGAUCGUUUAUUCUAAAUGAAAAUGGCGUUUAUUUAUACCUAAUGAUCAAGCUACCUGAAAUUGACAUGUCCAACCCAAAAUUAACAUUAUCAACUUACAACCAACUUUAUCAAGAUCGCAAAAUUACAAGCUAUCGAUUAGUUAGAUGUAGAAAGCCAGUUAACUCUCGCGGUCUCGAUAAGCAACAUGAAAUCAAAUCAACGACUCAUUUGAUGAGCCACAACUUUGGAAUGUCAUCUUAUGUUAUGGAUACUAAUAGUCUCAACAAAAACGAAGAAACGAACCCAAUUUCUCUGAAUCAAAGAUCAACAGUUGAACUAACGAGAAGUUUCAAAAACUCCUUGCCGAAUCAGGAAUCUAAGCUAAGAAGAAUGAAUCGUCACUUUUACUCAAAAAAAAUCGAAACUCGAAAUUACAAGUCCCAAAUAUUGAGCAAAAAUGAUCAGGGCCAGACUCUGUAUGAAAAUGAUGCGUAUUCAGACGAGCUGGGCUUUCACUCAGUGACUUAUGCAGAAACCAGCCAAUCAGAUUCAAUGAAUGAAUCGACAAGUAACCUUCUGAAUCAUCCAAAACUUAAUCUCACACUUCCGAAAAUUGACGUUCUUAACAGAUCUGGAAGCUUCAAAACAUCUUCGCUGCGGGAUUUACGCACUGAUUGGGCCAAACAGGUCAAAAGUUAUACAAGGUCAACGACCUUGGUGGCCCGACAGGAAAGGUUGCAAGAGCUGAGAAUCAAAGAAGAAGAACGACUGAAAAACCGGGAGGAAAUUAUCAAAAGAAACAAACAUUUGAAAAAUGUGCGGUUAUGGCAGAAAGCGAUUAGUAAAGUCAUAUUAACGAAGAAGCAGCAACAGCUCCGUAUACACAUGUACUGGAUGAAUGCAUCCAAAGAAAUCAUGAGACGCAACUUCAGAAAGAAGGCGGGAACAAUCGGAGACCAGUACAAAGUGUUAUGCAAUGAGCUGGAACGAGUUAUGGAGACGGAGUGGCAGCAAUUCCAGAAGAAAGACUACGAUAUCGGCUAUGUGAUGGAGAACAUCAAUCAAGAACACAAGAAGAAACAUCAGGCCGAAAUACAGGCCCAAAUGGACGAAGAUUACAAGGAACAGCUUCGUUCCAACAUUGAUCCGAAGGCGGCUAAACGAGUGCAGAUGUUGCAGAAAAAGCUGGCUUCCAAAAAAUAACUCCCUUCUGUCGCCACU